Messenger RNA from Leishmania major strain Friedlin, 1251 nucleotides. RefSeq lists its product as hypothetical. NCBI's taxonomy places the organism in Eukaryota, Euglenozoa, Kinetoplastea, Trypanosomatida, Trypanosomatidae. Gene Ontology annotation, cellular component: cytoplasm. Gene Ontology annotation, biological process: import into nucleus. The coding region runs from base 1 to 1251 and encodes 416 amino acids. The transcript has a single exon. The record is from RefSeq and is a predicted model, not a curated record.
AUGGUCUCCAUGAUCGUCGCUGGCGCCACUGGCGCCAUCGGCCGCACCGUCGUGCAGUAUGCCAUUCAGCAGCCGUCGAUCGACCGCGUUGUAGCGCUGACGCGGUUCAGAAACACUGCUGUGUCGAACUACGAAAAUCUCUUCGGUAUUAUCGUCGCAGGUGAGGCAGGCAACACCGACAGCCGCGGCGAUGGCGCCAACAGCAAGAGGAAAAAGGGUAGCGGGUCUCCCGCUGGCACCGUGACAGCCACGCCCGCGGAGGCUGCCAAGAUCAGGCCUAUUACCAUGGACUGGGAAGAGUUCACGCAGCUGUGGGUGGCGAAGCGCAGCAGCACCAGCGCUGCCGCUAGCGGGGCUGAUAACUGUGCCGCGGGUGCUGCGGCCACUGCCAUCACAGAUCCCACAGAGAGGUACAGGGGCAUCUUUGGUGGUCACACCUACGCCGCCAUGUGUCUCGGCACCACCCGCAAGGACGCUGGGAGCGCCAAGAGCUUCACACGGUGCGACUAUGACUACGUGAUGGCCUUCACGGAGGCGGUGCUGGCGUACUCGGCGCCGGCUGGCCUGUCACCAGCCAAGGCCUUUGUGCACCAUAUCGGUGACGGGGGGGCCUCGAAGCAAGUGCACGUGCAGGAAGGCAUGGGCAAGGAGGUCGACGUGCUCGCCGCCAUGAACGCCAACGCGGCCCAGUCGUCGGGCACACUUCGCGUCUUCUGCCAGGUCAGCUCCAGCAACGCCAGCAGCAGCUCAUGGUUCCUUUACAUGCAGACAAAGGGCAUUGCGGAUGAAUCCACGGUGGAGCGGGUGCACCGGCACAACAAGUGCGCCACCGCUGCCGCGGCGCUGUCACCGGUGAACCUUCUCUUGCUUCAGCCGGGGCUGCUGGAGCGUCAUGGCAAGACCCGAGCCACCGAAAAGUUUGCCAAGCUCAUCAUGUCGUCUAUCCCAGUCGAGACCUGCGGUGCCGCCAUCGUGUCGGCAUGCAAGAGCUUGCCGAUCCAGCACAGCGUGCAACGCGCAGAGACGACCUCUGCAGCCGAGCAGGCGAAGCACGACGAGGUGGAAGGGGCGCAGGUGGAGAAGGAAAACAAUACUGUGGCGGCUGGCGUAAGAAAGACGCCACUGGGCAAGCCAUAUGUGGCGACCAAGGCCCUGUGCAAGGCUGGCAUGCCGCCCAACGAGCCGCUGCCGUACAUUUACGCGGCGAACAACGCGGUGAUCACAGAUUUGGCAUCCCGGCUGACGGCCUAA